Molecule: messenger RNA, 1573 nt
Organism: Puccinia graminis f. sp. tritici CRL 75-36-700-3
Lineage: Eukaryota; Fungi; Basidiomycota; Pucciniomycetes; Pucciniales; Pucciniaceae
Exons: 2
Coding region: 94-1434 (446 amino acids)
Source: RefSeq, a predicted model, not a curated record
AAAGGAAGUCAGCAGAGAAAUCGGAAGACUUUAUCAGGAACGAGCAACUAAAGAAAAGAAAAGAAAAGGGAAGCGAUCGAGAAGCAGAAGAAGAUGAUGGUACAGACCACGGAAGCGAUCGACCCUACCCAGUCCCAGUCCCAGUCACAGUCCCAGUCACAGCCUCAGCCUCAGCCUCAGCUUCAGCCCCAGCCCCAGGCUCAGUCGGUUCGAGUAUCCCCACCAGCAGUCGAAUUGGAUCCAGCUGUAAUUGAAGCAGAGAGACUAGACAGCUUCAUCAACACACUCAUCAACAACUCAACAACAACAACAACAACCACUAACAACAACAACAACAGCAAUAACAACAACACUAAUAAAACAGAAAACACUCCCAUCCUCAUCUCAAACGAAGAACUAGCACAACAACAACAACAACAACAACAACAUUUGGGCAGAGGGAAGAAAUGGCAGCCAGAGGAGGACGAACAGCUGUCACGGGCAUGGCUCAAAGUCUCGGAAGAAAACCCCGCAGGAUCGUCUACUUCGACCGACCAACGCUCGGUUCAUGAUACCUUCUGGAACCGGGUCUCCGACGAAUUCCUGCGCUCCUCUCCUGGCUCUCGUCGACCACCUCGAUCGAUCCAACAGAGAUGGGCUAAAUUGCAUCAAAGCAUCAGCCAAUUCGGCGAGUGUUACGAAGAGCAAGAGAGUCGCUUACGCAGCGCGGGCACGGAAACCGAAGAGGCGGGAGCGGAAGGAAGCAUGGCCGAACGAGUGCUGAUCGAGGCGAUGAAGCAAUACAAACAGCGCACCGAACAGAACUUCAUCCAUUACACAUGCUGGACCAUCCUGCGGGACCGCAAGCAAUGGACCGAGCAUCUCGCCAAGCCGCGCAUGAUGCCCCUCAAACGCAAACUCACCGCCACAGACGAUCUGCAGGCUACUGAGAACGAGCCCGGAACGCUCCUUCAUCCUUCGCUCGUCGCUCAUCCGUUUCCCUCCACUGCUUCUACUGCUGCUACUCAUACUCACGAAGCAGUCGAUAUUCCCACCCGGCCUGCUCUCCCUCUCUUACCGCCUUCCAAAACUCUCAAACUGACCCCUUCUUCGUCUUCUACUCACCAACCUCAACCCCAACCUCAACCCGCUCUUCCUCCUCCACAACAAGCUCCACAGCACCCUCCCCCUCCUUCCCCCUCCUCCUCCCCCUCUUCGUCUUCUCCGCCGCCACCGGAGCUGAUGGCUCUCAACGAAAAACGAUUGACGUUGAUCCAAGACUUGGUGGACUCGAUCAAGGAGAAAAACCGACUGUUGAGCCAGUUCAACCAGCUCGAACGCGAAACUAACCAGAUCAAAAUCAUGGCCCAGUUCAACUCCGACGAGUCCCAGCUUUGGUUCAAACUCAAACAACAGGAAAUCCUCAACGAAUUCAACCUGAAUAUCCUCUCUUGAUUUUUCUUCUUUUGGACUUUGUCCAUCUAUGGUCCUCUUUGAUGUAUUCUGUUUGUUUUGCUCAAUCCACUGUCCCGGACAAAUAAUUAAAAACCAGUUUAACCCCAAUCCGGCCUCUCAAUAUCUCUCUUUCUCCACA